Messenger RNA from Gekko japonicus, 1749 nucleotides. It is a transcript of the gene MARS2, whose product is annotated as methionyl-tRNA synthetase 2, mitochondrial. Bases 25 to 1749 code for a protein of 574 amino acids. The record is from RefSeq and is a predicted model, not a curated record. Gene Ontology annotation, molecular function: ATP binding; methionine-tRNA ligase activity. Lineage: Eukaryota; Metazoa; Chordata; Lepidosauria; Squamata; Gekkonidae. The transcript is spliced from 3 exons. Gene Ontology annotation, biological process: methionyl-tRNA aminoacylation.
UGGCAGCCGCGCCUCGCUCGCGACAUGCGGAUACUUUUGCCGGUCUUCCUGCGGCCGCUGUGGGGGAGACGGUGCUGCCGCCGUCGCCAAAGCUGCGCCUCUCCCGGCCGCCAGCUCCUCUCCACGCCCAUCUUUUACGCGAAUGGCUCUCCGCACAUCGGGCACCUUUACUCGGCGCUUCUGGCCGACGCGCUGCACCGGCAUCGAGAGCUGCACGAGCGGGGAGGGCGCUUCGCUACCGGAACAGAUGAACAUGGGCUGAAAAUCCAGACGACAGCUGCGGCGGCAGGCAGUUUGCCUCAGCACUUCUGCGAUCGUGUGUCAGCGGAAUUCCAGGAGCUCUUUACCCAGGCAGGCAUCUCUUAUACUGACUUCAUCCGCACCACGGAGCCACGGCAUAGACAGGCAGUGGAGCACUUCUGGAUCACCCUGCGGGAACGGAGCUGGCUUUAUCGGGCCAAAUACGAAGGCUGGUACUGCACUGCUGAGGAGACUUUCCUAGCGGCUUCUCAGGUCACUGAGCGCCCUGACUCCCACGGCUGCCGGCACAUGGUCUCACUGGAAAGCGGCCACCAGGUACACUGGACCAAUGAAGAAAACUACAUGUUCAGACUAUCUGAGUUCCAGGAGCCACUGCUGAGAUUGCUCCAGGAGAGUAGGCUUACCAUAACCCCUGAGCCAUUCUACCAGCAGGUGCUCCAGUGGCUGAAACAGGAUCUGCCAGACCUUUCCGUAUCACGUGACCGAAACCGACUGCAGUGGGGCAUCCCUGUCCCCGGAGACUCAACGCAAACCAUCUACGUCUGGGUGGAUGCCCUGGUGAACUACCUCACUGUUGUGGGUUAUCCUGACGCACACCAUGACUGGUGGCCUGUGGCCUGCCACAUUGUGGGCAAAGAUAUCCUCAAGUUCCACGCCAUCUACUGGCCUGCCCUACUGAUGGCAGCUGGGUUGGACCCUCCAGAGCAGAUCUUUGUCCACUCCCAUUGGACAGCGCAAGGACAAAAGAUGUCGAAGAGCCUGGGCAACGUGGUGGACCCAAGAGCCUGUUUCCAGCGAUAUACAGUGGAUGGGUUUCGGUAUUUCCUGCUCAGACAGGGUGUCCCCGAGCGAGACUGCGACUACUAUGAUGAGAAGGUCGUCAAGUUGGUCAACUCAGAACUGGCAGAUGUCUUGGGAGGGCUCCUCAAUCGCUGCACAGCCAGCAGCCUGAAUCCCAGUGGGACCUACCCGCGUUUCUCAGAAGCCUGUUUCCCUAAAGACGUGGGUGCUCAGAAUGGAAGGGGACUUGGCAAGGCUUCUGCAGAGGACUACAAGCUAGUGUCUUCAGUGAAGGAGCUUCCUCUGCAAGUGAGCCGUGACUUCGAACGCUUUCGGAUCUACAAGGCUUUGGAAUCCAUUAUUGACUGUGCAAGGCAGACCAACGGCUUCAUCCAGAGGCAUAAGCCCUGGAAACUGAGUCGUGACGAUCCCUCGCAGCAGCAGUGGUUGGACACCAUCCUCCAUGUCACCCUGGAGUGUCUUCGGGUUUAUGGGCUCCUCCUGCAACCGGUGAUUCCUUCCACUGCCGAUAAGCUGCUCACCAGGCUAGGCGUUGGUCCCUCAGAAAGAUCUUUAAGGGACUUGGCAUUUCUGUCUCGCUUCCAUGAUGAGCGGUGCCCUUUUGAAGGGAGGAACCUUGGUUCUGACACUGGGCUCUUGUUUCCCAAGCUGGAGAAAUCCAAAGCCAGAAGCCAUGGGGGUCUUUAA